GUCUGAGGAAGUGCAGCAGGACAAUCACGCUGACCUUCUUUGCCACGUCUGGCCAUGUUUAGUUGCACAUCAAAACAAACCUUUCUCACAAGACCUGCGGUAGUGUCAGGUGACAGUGUUGGGGAAGAUUAUUAUUAUUAUUUUUGUGAUCCGGGAGUUGUGACAGGAGGUAUCCAUGCCAGAUUUGCGGUACCGUUUCACAGUGCCAACAAAGCAUUUUGAAAUACUCGGACAGUGGCAUAAAAAGGACACCCAAUGCACAGUGGACUUGUGUAUUUUUUUUCUUUUCUUUUUCUAUUUCUAGAAGCUUCGUGGCCUGUGGAUAUCUACAAGUGAUUCGACCCCUUUUGAAAAAAAGUUUCAACCCAUGGGAAUAUACUGUAAUAUUCACACCCCCAUGUUACCUGUUUUGACCAAUCAGGAUAGAGUAUUUAAGACCCAUUUUAUAACUUGUUUUAACCUCCUGUGGCUUGCGUGCUCUCGAUAUCUCUUUCUGUCUGGAUUGAUUGGGCGUGAACGCCCUGCUUGCUUGCAUCUGUGCAUACUGGAGGUCACCGAGAAGUUUGUAGGGAAAUGCCUAGGCAAUGAUCUGCAGUGAUAGCACCAAGUUUGUGUCUCCUCCUGAAGUCUGCACCUUGCUUCAGCAGCUACAAGCAAAUAACCACCCAACAAACUCUUCUACAAAAUCUGCAAGGAAAUCCAGAACUUAGGGGGGGAAAUACAAAACGAAAACCGCUCAAGCGGAUGAUUGGGUGCUCCGACGCAAAACCCACAACUUGUCUGCAAUGGUGACAUGAAAAGGCCCGGUGUGCUGAAUUUCCGAAUUUUUAACAGUUGUUUUUAUUGAGUUCAUUUUUUAAAAGACGUGGCUUUCUCGAAGGAAAAAAAAAAUGCAUUUGUGCGGGAGAGCGCGGCGGGCUUUUCGACAGCCCACACUGCAGAUGAGCCUGCUGCUGCUCUUCGCCUUCUGCAUGGUUAGCGUCUUCAUCUCCGCCUACUUCCUGUACGGCGUGAAGCGGGAGUUGGAGCCAGCCGGAGACGUGCCGGCCCCGGACUGCGAUGACCCCAAGGUGACCCCAUCACGCUUGCUCCCCCUCAAGACCCUCAAGCAAGUGGACUCCUCUCGGACAGAUCCUGUGGUGUUGGUGUUUGUGGAGAGCCUGUACUCCCAGCUGGGCCAGGAGAUUGUGGCUAUCCUCGAGUCCAGCAGGUUUAAAUACCAGACAGAGAUUGCGCCUGGAAAGGGCGACAUGCCUACCCUCACAGACACAGACAGAGGCAGAUUUGCCCUCAUCAUAUACGAAAACAUCCUCAAGUACGUGAACCUGGAUGCCUGGAACAGAGAACUACUGGACAAGUACUGUGUGGAGUAUGGUGUUGGAAUCAUUGGCUUCUUUAAGGCAAACGAGAACAGUUUGCUGAGUGCCCAGCUGAAAGGUUUCCCACUGUUUCUGCACUCGAACCUGGGGCUGAAGGACUGCAGCGUGAACCCCAAGUCCCCGCUGCUGUACAUCACCAAGGCCAACGAGGUGGAGCGGGGGAUCCUUCCGGGUGACGACUGGACCGUCUUUCAGUCCAACCACUCCACCUACGAGCCAGUACUGCUGGCCAAAACCAAGUCUGCGGAGAGCAUCCCCCAGCUGGGUGUGAGCGCGGCGCUGCACACCUCCGUGGUGCAGGACCUGGGCCUCCACGACGGCAUCCAGCGCGUCCUCUUCGGGAACAACCUCAACUUCUGGCUGCACAAGCUGGUCUUCGUGGAUGCUGUGUCCUUCCUGACGGGCAAGAGGCUGUCUCUGUCCCUCGACCGCUACAUCCUCGUCGACAUCGAUGACAUCUUCGUAGGCAAGGAGGGCACGCGCAUGAAGGUCGAAGACGUCAAGGCUCUGCUGGAGACUCAGAAUGAUCUUCGAGCCCAUGUUCCAAAUUUCACUUUCAAUCUGGGAUUCUCGGGGAAAUUCUUUCACACAGGUACAGAUGAGGAGGAUCAGGGGGAUGACCUGUUGCUGUCAUACGUGGAGGAGUUCUGGUGGUUCCCUCACAUGUGGAGCCAUAUGCAGCCACAUCUUUUCCACAACCAAACUGUACUGGCAGAACAGAUGAUGCUCAACAGAAAAUUUGCAACUGAACAUGGCAUUCCUACCAACAUGGGCUAUGCAGUUGCCCCCCACCACUCUGGAGUGUACCCUGUGCAUGUUCAGCUGUACGAAGCCUGGAAGAAUGUGUGGGGCAUCAAGGUGACCAGCACAGAGGAGUACCCUCAUCUGAAGCCUGCCCGCUAUCGAAGGGGCUUCAUACACUCCGGGAUCAGUGUUCUCCCACGGCAGACCUGCGGCUUGUUCACACACACCAUCUUCUAUAAUGAGUACCCGGGGAGUCCCAAGGAGCUUGAUAAAAUCAUCAACGGAGGGGAACUCUUCCUCACUGUCCUGCUCAACCCAAUCAGUAUUUUCAUGACCCACCUGUCAAACUAUGGCAAUGACCGGCUUGGGCUGUACACCUUCAAGAACCUCAUCAAGUUCAUCCAGUCGUGGACCAACUUGAAGCUGCAGACCCUGCCACCCAUCCAGCUGGCACAGAGGUACUUCCAGAUCUUUCCAGAGGAGAGGGAUCCGCUCUGGCAGGAUCCAUGCGAAGACAAAAGGCACAAAGAUAUCUGGUCGAAAGAGAAGACUUGUGACAGGUUUCCCAAGCUGCUCAUCAUUGGCCCACAGAAAACAGGUACAACAGCACUAUAUCUCUUCUUGGGAAUGCACCCGGACCUAACCAGUAAUUACCCAAGCAAGGAAACCUUUGAAGAGAUCCAGUUCUUCAAUGGGAACAACUAUCACAAGGGGAUUGACUGGUACAUGGAGUACUUUCCCACUCCUUCCAAUGCCAGCUCGGAUUUCUACUUUGAAAAAAGUGCCAACUACUUUGACUCAGAGCUGGCAGGGAAGCGGGCAGCUGCUCUCUUGCCCAAGGCCAAAAUCCUCACGAUUCUCAUCAACCCUGCAGACCGGGCAUACUCCUGGUACCAGCACCAGCGUGCUCACGAUGACCCUGUGGCUCUGAAGUAUACUUUUCACGAGGUGAUCACGGCCAGGCCCGAUGCCCCAGUCAAGCUCCGUAUCCUACAGAACCGCUGCUUGGUACCGGGCUGGUACGCUACCCACAUUGAACGCUGGCUCAAAUAUUACCAUUCGAACCAGAUCUUGGUGCUCGAUGGGCAGCUUCUUCGAACUGAACCAGCUUUCGUCAUGGAGAAAGUACAGAAGUUUCUAGCUCUAACAAACAUCACAAACUACCACAAAAUCCUGGCGUUUGAUCCAAAGAAAGGAUUCUGGUGCCAGCUUGUGGAAGGAGGGAAGACAAAAUGUCUGGGGAAGAGUAAAGGAAGGAAGUACCCUGAAAUGGACUCUGAUUCCAGAGCCUUCAUGCAAGACUAUUACAGAGAGCACAACAUUGAGCUGUCAAAGCUGCUGCAUAAAUCAGGACAGUCUCUGCCCACCUGGCUGCGAGAGGAGCUGCAGAAUACCAGGUAGCGAGGACAGUAGAGACGGGAGCAAGAAUCGAGAGAAACGGGUAACAGCCAGCUGCGAAAUACACGUACACAGAGGACUGAGGAAACUAGAAGGAAAAAUAAUACUUAUUUUUUUUCAAAGAAAGCAAGCAGCUUGGAGAGGAACUGGAUUGAGAACCUUGAGGAGAAAACGAGCGAUCAGUUAUCAAACUGUGGACCUGGCUGCAUUUCUACUGUUGUAGAGCUGUAGUCCUCUGUCCUUAUUGCUCUGGCUCUAAAGUAGCAUUGGCUGUAACUAAUGACAGCUGCCUUAGAAGAGGAAUGGACCAGAGGAGGAGGGUAAAGCUGAGGCUGAAGUCUGGUUGAUCGCUGCAUACUGCAGUCAGUGGUAUAACUAAUAUUACCGGUGAGUGCCAGUGACGUCCAGCCAUAUUAGACUAGCCAGUAAGAACUACAAGUGCCAGGAUGUGCAUUCCCGGUUAAUGUCGUCAGUGCCAGUUGUUGUUUUUCCUUCCUUUUUUUUGUUUAGUUUUUUUUAAAGCCAUCAUCAAUGUGUUUUAACUCUCAUAGCCAGUAGGAAUACAGGUAAUGUACAGUAUUUGGGUAACUGCAUCAUGGAGAUUUGUAACUGGCCUUUUAAAAAUGUUAUUUUAUCAGACCUAGAAAAGUUAAUUACUGCAGCACAACGGGACAUGAAAUCAGAAGAGGUUGGGAUUUGUUUUUAAAAUGUUUGUUUUAUUCUACAGUAUUAAAUAACAAUGUGGACAUGCUUGUGAACAGAGAUAUUGCAAAAGAGAGCAGGUAGGCAAGGUUAGGCCAAAAGCACCAUUAACUAGUUUCCUGUUUGCCACAAAAUGCUGCUUUGCAAAGAAAAAAUGUGAUUUGGCUAUUAAAACACAAGCCUGUAUUUGUCCAGCUUGAUCCACUAAAAGAGAUUGGAGGAGAAUGUAAACUGGGUUGAUUUUAAUUCAGCAGUCUAAGCAACUUCAGUUGCAAUGCAGUUAAUGUCUUUAGUUCCAGCUGACUGACUGACUGUGUUUACCAUGUAUGCGCCAGCAGUGUUAAAUGUUUGUAACAUCCCGUGAAAUGAUGCAUUGUUACAAUAACAGGACAGGCAUUCAAAUGCUAAUAGAAGAAUGUAGGCAAGUUACUCCUACAAAGCAGUGGGAGAGAAAGAGGAAAUAUACAAACAGCUGUGAGUUAGCCAUUUGUGGCAAUUGGAUAUAAUGCUGCCGUUUAGCACCAAAUGUGAGAUUUGCAAUGAGGAAUAAAAAAAAAUUAUAAUUAUUAAACCUUUUUUAAAGCAAAUUUCAAUGUUGUUCCAGUAUUGCUAUUAAGUCAUCCAUUUCAUUAAUCAUGCUGUACUGUGAUCACGCAGCAUUACCCCCCAAGCCCUAAUCACGCUUUCUGUCUUUCUGGUCCAUUGAGAAGGCAAUCUCGUUUGUCUGAACGACCAGGUAUACACGACCUGAGAUCAUGUCUAAGGAGUGUGAUAGACCUGAUCAGGGAAACACAAAUAUAGAAGUCGUUCCUCUGUGGCCACAGAAAGGGCACACAAUACAAGCAGCGAUGUAUCGGUCUUCAACUGAGGAAGUUAACUAUCCUGUGCAGCUUCAGUGGGGAUGUAUAGUUUGUGAACUGGUCAAAAUAAAAGAUGAGGAAUGCUGCUUCAGAGCCAGAGGAUCCCAGCAGCAGCCCUAGAUUUACUUUCAGAUUCUCUUACGGAACCUUGAGUUUCUUAAGGUCAGAAGUGUUCAUCGAAUCUCAGAACUCAAGUUUAGUGAGUGCCACAAGGGUUAGGAUUCAUUACUAAGGGCUAAAGCCAUAAUCCACCACAUGGUGUAGUAUUAAGGGGGUCCCCAUGGUAGUAUUUACUUGGAAACACACAUACACAGUAUAUUGUUUCCUCAAUUCAUUUCAAUAAUUGAUCUUUUGUUCUGUUUUUGCAGUAACAGCAAGUCUGAAAGAUAUGUUGUUCUUGACCUGAAUUUAAUCAAAGUUUUAAAGCAUCACAGUAACUGUUAAUUUGUUUUGUCAUGUAUCUGAGUUUUAAUAACUGCGUUGGGUGGAUAUUUAUACUGCAGAUUGAGUCCGAAGGACGUUAUACAGACAGGUCAAAAGGAAACCCAUACUAUUAAGUACCAGGCAUAAGAAAAAGCUUUAGCUGGUUUCAUGCAAGAUCGAAAGUGCCUUGUGCAAGAGCAGUGCAUUUAAACGUCACAUGUUGUAGUGCAUAGUUACCAAGAAGCAUCAAUACGAUCCCAAAGUGCAAGCCAUAACUGUGUUGACUAUUGCUGUACAACCUCAGCCUACACAACAUCCUCCAAACGUGGGGUUAAUUUAUUUUGAAACAAAUACUGGUUAGCAGACCACCUGGUACUUGACUGUGAGAAAAGUAUAGUUCAGAUGCUUGUACAGACCUAGUACCUUAAUCGUGGCUUUAAUUAAGAUUACAAAGGGUUAAACUGUUGUCAUUGCCUGCCCCCCAGUCUUUACAUGUGUCGUUCAUUUGCUUCUGCUAAAUGUAUCGAUAUAUAUCAGUGGUUGUGAAUGGUAAUACAUUUAAUAGUACAUUUUGUAUCCACUAAUGGAUAUUCUGAUUGGUGCACAUUCUGAAGCUUGCAGUGGCAAGUAAUGAGUUUUUAUUAUAAUUUGUUUUUAUUAUUAUCGAACGCAAUGUUCUGUGACAAGGUCGUUUUUGGUGCACUGCUGUGAACAGUGGUGCACCAAAGCCAGGAAUUUAAAUGGCACCUUGGUAAUUCUUGCCAAGAUGUCCUCCGAAUGUUUCUGCAAAGCCAUUUAAAUGUGUUUAGCUGUGCUAAAUUUCCUUGGUUUCUGUCUCCUCACACUCAGGGUAAGCUCUGCUCUGCUAAUUUAGGUCAUUGCUUCCCCACAGUUAAGAGGAAAUUGCUCUGCAGAGUGCUGUGCCUUUCCGUCUAAUUCUCUGUUCCGAGAAACAAUUGUGCUUCACUUUGCAACGAGCAGAUUAAUGACAGUCUAGGUACCAUCCUUUGAACUGCGGGUUUUGCUUUAUUGGGUGGGUUUGUUUCCUUCCCACCAAAACAAAGAGAUUGUAUUAAAUAAUUAGGUACUGACAAAACUCCAUUAAAUGUAGGUAUGGUACACGCUAUAUUAACUUACCACAUUUCAAUUCUAAUUAUGAAAAUUCAGGAUGGUGGGAAUGUAAACCUGUUCAGGUUCGUUUAGCCCACAUAUUAUUAAUAUGGGCUUUAUUAUUAAUAUUAUUAUUUAGCUUAACUCAAGAAAAUGAAAUAUUAAUAUUGAAGUGACAAAAUCAAACCAUUGUUUCAAGGAUAUUGUAAUCAAACCGUUAUUUUUUAAAAUCAAACCAUGUUUAUUGGAUAUUUUAUAUGGUUAUUGCAAUUACAUCAGCACAUUUCUACAGGGGAUGGGGGGCACGACAAGGAUCUAGACAAGGUUUUGCCAAAAACAACUAAAUAUAAAUAUCCACUUAACUGUAUGUUGCGAGCAUAUUUUGUGUGAAGUCAUCUGUUGUAAUGUGGAAAAACUAUUUCAGUUGUAGUGUUAACCUCUAAGUGAUGGAUAAUGCUGUGACUCUCCCACUGUACUACAAAAGAUACUUUCAACCAGUUGUGUUCGCUUUUGGCUUUAUUGGAAAUAAAGCAUUUCUAUUUUGGAGGUACGCUUUUACGCAAAUAUAUAUUUGAGGCAGAUUGUGCCCUAUAUAUAUAUAUAUAUAUAUAUAUAUAUAUAUAUAUAUAUAUAUAUAUAUAUAUACAUUUUAUAGACACACACACACACUAGAGUUGGAUUCUACUGGGAAUGUAUUUAUUAACAGCCCAGCAUUGCUGUGUGUUUUGCACCCUAACAAAAUGGGAUCAAACUGACCCUUGAAAACAAAGCCGUGCAUCUCUCAGAACCUGAAAGAGCACUUUCCUAAUGUACUUGCCUGUCUCUUUUUAAAGUCGCAUUACCCCCUCACCUCCUUUCUAGCUCUGAGUUUGUAAUAAGUAAUCCUGAUUAAUUCAUUGUGGUCCAUCUCUGUUCAAAUACUUAAACUGUGAAGCAUUCUGCAUGUUCUACAAAUAUGUGUGUUUAAUUGGAUUCAGUGCAACACAAAGUUCAAAAAAGUGAAUCUUGGCACAAAGAGCCUUAAGCAUGUGUAGAGUGCUAAGAAAAUGAAUGACAUUCCAUGGCAGAUGGUGCAUAACUACUGUACUGCUACUGCUAUUACUACUAAUACAUUCUAUUUUGUACUUUUGGUGGGCUGAAAGAGGAAGAAUCACUUUCUCAGCGAAAUGUUGUUCAGGCAGUCUUGUACCAGGUAGAGAUGUUUAAACCCCUUUAUUGUAUUAUCAGACUUCACUGUAAAUACAUGUUCUUAUAUGCAGUAUGUAAGUUCCUGUUAUCCAGUGUCUAAUUUAUACCUCAUUAUCCCUCCCCGUCGUUAAUCAGUGUCUUUUUGACUUCUCCAAGCAGCAUCUUGUGCUUUGUACUGCUGAUGAAGCAACCAACAAAAACAGCUUUCUUAGCGUUCAACAGUAUAUGCCGACCACUGUGUGCAGUGGCAAACAACUCUGUACCAGGAGUCGCUUUCUGCAGUAGCAGUGACAAUAGGAAAGGGUUUAAUGCAAACCGUUUGUAUUAAGAGUUCUUGCUAAAGGAAAAAAUCCACUAUGUAUAAAAAUACUCAAUUCAGUGACGUGAAACAAAUAAAGACCAGACGGUCUGAGAAAACGGUAUUACCACUACAGAACAACACUUGUUAUAACAGCUGCUUAUUUCAGGUUUAAAAAUAAAGAAAUACAUUUUUUUUUUUUAAAGCUGUUUUCAUGAUUCUGCAUGGUGAAACCAUUUCAAUUAUUAAACACAUCAACUGGUGGCGCUGUGCUGCUUUAAUGUGCUUUAACCCUUUGAAAUAUGCUGGGGUUGGGGAGGUCUACCUGCAGCUUGGCAGGCUAUCCUUGAAUGCAUCUUAAAAGUUAGAACAGGACAAUUAACAUUGUAAAUGCGUAUGACAGUUGUAUUUAUUUUGUAAAUUACUUUAACUCAAUACUGUUAUGUAACCGAGUUUUCACUAUUAUUGGGGGGGGGGGGGGGCUGUACAGCAACAGCAUUCUAGGGGUUAAAGGACAGCAGGGUGUACAUUUCAGAUUAACUCUGAUUUAAUACAAUGGAGUAUUUGAGGUGUAGUGAAUUAAACAAUAGUUCAUGCAGAAAACCCACCUGCUGCAUCAUAGUUAUUACAUACAGACAGUAUAGUUCUAAGCUGAAGCAGGGUCAGCAAAUGCUAGUUGGAAAGUUAUGGUACACCCUGUGGGAUCAUGCACAUUCAUAUACUCUAUUACUAUUUAUUUCUCUGUCUGGCAGGAGAUUUCCACCUUUUUUUUGGUCAUAAUCCAUGUGAACUGCACACUGCCAGCUGUGUUUUCUAUAUUUUAAAAGUCCUGUAUUUUUAAUGUUGAGUAUUAAAAAAUAUAUAUAUAUAUAAUGAUGUUGAUAAUAAUAACCUGGACUGUACAAUAAGACUGUAAUUGUUAAUAUUUUUUAUUGUGUAACAUACUUUUGUGCUUUUAAUUACAAAUAAAAACACCACUUUUUUUUCUUUUUUGUGGACACUCAUCUGAGAACUGACUAAAGAGCCCAUGGAACAAUAUCUUCUGUGUUUUUGUUUUUAUUUGAAUUUGUUUUAUGUUGGUACCUACCAGUGGCAUCCAGAAUGUGAGUCUCAAAUUGAAUCUCGUCAGGCAAGGACUUAAAAGCUACAAAACGAAACCUGUCCGCAUUAUUAAAUCUGUCGUGGUGUUUGACGAGUGAAAUGCCUUUUAAAAAUCACUAUUUUGUUAUUCUGUAAUAAAAACAUUACGCUUGAAUGCGUUUUCUGUUCAGACAUUUAGAUCCUUAACAUCAUUAAAACAGACCCCAGAAUGUAGGUACAAUAAUAACCCUGGACAUCAAAUACUCUGUAAACACGUUCUCCGAUUAUCACAAAAUUAAUAACAUUUGUCUUGCAUUUUGGGGGUCCUCUGGCUUUAAAUCUCCACCGGUAUCUUGUGAAAUCAGCCCAACUUUUGACAUGACCAUUGAGAGAGGUGGGCACUCCUAUGGUCCAGUUCAAUCAGCUGUUACUGUAGCUGGAAAAUAUCCAUUUGUUCAAUAAACAGAUGUGAACCCAUUUCUUUUUUUAUUUAUUAGUCAUAUUUGCUAACGUGUUUAUCAAAUUGAAAUUGUUCCACAUUUCUUCUGUUAUUGCAUGAUUUAAUAUUCUAAAAUGUGUUUUUCUCAGCUGUCUCUCAUUCUGUUUCUCGUGAGCACAGGUGACAGUGAAGCAAUGAUCUGUAGCGCCUCUCUCCAGAUGCUAUUUUUUGUCAACAGCUAUGAAAUUUCCCCAAGCCCAAUCAAAAUGGUCUUUUACAUUUGUGUUUAUGAUGUGCUGCAUCUUUCCAACAACAUAACACACAUAAUUUAACACUUGGCACACCCCAGGGGAAAGAGGAAAAGCAGCACAAGAAAUUCCCUUGCUUGCAUUCCAUGUCAUUUACUUAACAAACUGUUUCGAACUGUUUCGACUUCUGACAACCAAGUUUAAAUUAAUAAAAUAUGGAAGGAAAUGAGUUUAUCUUCAUUGCAUAUGCAAACCAGUCUGGUAUGUAUUUAAUAUAGUACAGUCUGCCAUUUCAAAUUGCAUUAGCAUUUCAUUAUUUUCAUGCUUUAGUAAAGAGUUGGCUUGUUUGUGUAUAAAUAUGAGCUUCUUUACAAUGUAUUUAUACAAAGUUAAUACCCUGUGUCAUCACCAUUCAAACGUGAAAUGUGUUAUGCUGCUUCCCAGGCUCCUGUUUUGUUUUUGUUUUUUUUGUUUCUUUUUUUCUUGUGAUACGUACCUGUUUAUUAACAUCAGUACCCAAUUAAAGUCAGACGAGCUACCUUGA
Messenger RNA from Acipenser ruthenus (sterlet), 10413 nucleotides. RefSeq names its product bifunctional heparan sulfate N-deacetylase/N-sulfotransferase 1. The transcript has 16 exons. Gene Ontology annotation, cellular component: Golgi apparatus. NCBI's taxonomy places the organism in Eukaryota, Metazoa, Chordata, Actinopteri, Acipenseriformes, Acipenseridae. Gene Ontology annotation, molecular function: deacetylase activity; heparan sulfate N-sulfotransferase activity. The record is from RefSeq and is a predicted model, not a curated record. The coding region runs from base 891 to 3524 and encodes 877 amino acids.